Messenger RNA from Dendrobium catenatum, 1879 nucleotides. RefSeq lists its product as uncharacterized. Gene Ontology annotation, cellular component: SAGA complex. The transcript has a single exon. NCBI's taxonomy places the organism in Eukaryota, Viridiplantae, Streptophyta, Magnoliopsida, Asparagales, Orchidaceae. Gene Ontology annotation, molecular function: transcription coactivator activity. The coding region runs from base 452 to 1543 and encodes 363 amino acids. The record is from RefSeq and is a predicted model, not a curated record. Gene Ontology annotation, biological process: regulation of transcription by RNA polymerase II.
GGUCAGGGCCAGUUUUCCUUUAUCUCUGUAACUUACUUCUACGUUGUCUUCUAGUUGCCUGCUUGAAUUGGUCGAAGCGGCCGCCGGCCGUCGAUUUUGGUGUGAUCCGGGAAGUUUUCACCGGGAAACAGGGCGACAGUCCUCUGAACUGACAGAGGAAAUAAUCUCCUAUUUCGAUUGCUAACCGGAAUGUGUGCUUUAUUUAGCUUCGGCCGCCGGAAUGAUGCCUGAUUUAAACCAGCCUAUCCCAUCUAGGGUUUGAUCUAAGCUAGGGUAUUUUUCGUUUGCCUCUCGCCAAAAUGAGAUUAUGCCCCGCAAUGCCCUGGCCGAGCGGCUUCGAAUUAGGUUUAGCAUCUCUAGCUUUCCGCAAGAAGCGUUGCAAGCCCUAAUCUUAAUUCCGUUGAUUUUGGUUAAGUUAUUUUGUUUUGGUAUGUUCACUGUUCACUGAGACAUGUCGCCGCUACCCCUUCUGCCGACGUCCAGGGUUGACCUCGGCGAGCUGAAGUCACAGUUAGCUAAGCGGCUUGGGGCCGUGAGAGCCCGCCGCUACUUCGACUACCUUCAAAGGCUGCUGUCCCAGAAACUAAGCAAGUCUGAGUUUAACAAACUCUGUUUUUUGACACUUGGUCGAGAGAACUUGCCACUCCACAACCAACUCAUCCGUUCUGUUUUAAAGAAUGCUUGCCAGGCUAAGGUCCCGCCUCUUCAGAGGAAGCCUGUGAAAAGGGAAAAUGGUUUGGAUCCACCGAAGCCUCACAAUUGGGCCAAUGGAGAUAUCCUGCUUCCUCCUCAUUGUGUCUGCGGCCCCAAUGAAAGGGCAAAUAUUGCUAUUCAACAAGAUGGUGAGCUGGGCUCCUAUGAUCUGGAGAGACGAGUAGAAGUUCAAGGUAGCCAGCAGACAGAGCAGCAUGUGAAGUGGUGUAGGCCAAGUAGCAAUGGCAAAGAGGAAGUGGUUAUGAAGGAAAAUGGGGAGACUUUGGAGCACACAGAUGAUCGGAAUAAGCGUCUAAGUCCUCUUCAGGCGCCACUAGGGAUUCCAUUUUGUCAGGCAAGAGUAGACAGGACGAGAAGAUAUUUACAAUGGGCAGGACGUGCUAACAUUGAUAGAUUUAGGAGUUGCUUGGAUAAUGGUGAGCUGUGCCAUACUGAAGAUUUGAGAAAAAGGAUGGAGUGUGUUGCGGAAAUACAAGGCAUGGGAGUAGCGGCAGAUUGUGCUGUUUUAUUGAAUAAUGGAUUGGAUACUUAUUUGAAGCGGCUAAUUAAGUCAUCUAUUGAGUUAGCAGCAGCAAGGGUGAAUUGUGAAACAAUAAAGCAGCCGCUCCACCUGCAGGAAGCUCAUGGAAAGCUCAUAAAUGGUGGUGUUUGGUUGGAUAACCCCACAAACGUGCCAAGGUGUAACAUGGAUUUGGAGUUGCAGGAGAGGACCUGCUGCUUGAUAUCUCUGCAGGAUUUUACAGGUGCAAUGGAGCUGAACCCGCAGCAACUUGGGGCAAAUGCGCCCUUGUUACUGGAGAAGAUACGUCUCCAUUCUUUGACAGAAUAAGAAGAGGCUACAUUGUCUUUUGUUUGGUUCAAACUACUAUUGGGUCUGCCUUCUAUGUCAGCGAGCAGACCUGUGUAAGCCAGCAUGGGUUUAUUACAUUCAACAUCCUAUGGGGAUAAGAACACAUAUUCUUCUAUAUCAGAUUGAGAAGGAGAAAUGAGUUCUUACCACAGUUUGGUCCGUUCAUUGUAAAAAAUGUGUCCAUCCAUAAUGAGGAAACUAAAAUCACGAUUUUGCAGGGUUGUCUUAUGUAACAUACAUGUUUUUGUUUCAUUUCUGCAAAUUGUGGUAAAUGCAUUGUCAAUUAAUAAAAGUUCUUAGGUGUUUUUUUUUUCA